AUGUCUGCAGAAAAACCCACAGGCAACAGGCGUAAAUGUCUUCUAGAAAACGUCCGUGUGUUUAACGGGACCGCUUUCACCGACUGCCGAUCGGUAGUCAUAGAAGGGGACAUCAUCGGCAGCAAUUCAGACGGAGCAGACGAGAUAAUUGACGGACAAGGCCGCUUUCUGAUCCCAGGUCUGAUUGAUGCUCAUGUCCAUCUCCACCACGAGGGCCAUCUGCAAGCGCUAGCAGGCUAUGGAAUUACGACAGCCUUGGACAUGGCGAUGUGGCCUGCGGAUAAGAUGAAUGGACUACGAAACAAGCCUGGACUGCCAGAUAUCAGGAGCGCCGGAUUACCCGUGACGGCUUCUGGGAGCAUUCAUAGCUGUAUGCUGCCACUUCCCGAGGAGGCUUUACUAUCUGGGCCGGAUGAGGCUGCGAGCUUUGUGCAAAAGAGAAUUGACGAGGGAUCGGAUUAUAUCAAACUCAUCGCAGACAUCCCAGGGCCCAGACAGGAAACGCUCAAUGCCGUGUCUGCAGCUGCUCAUGCAAAGGGCAAAAUGGUCGUGGCACAUGCGUCGUCCUUUACUCCUUUUAACAUGGCAUUGGAAGCCAAGGCAAAUAUCAUCACUCAUGCACCUCGGGACAAGUCUGUUACUGAAGAGACUGCGGCAAUUAUGUUUCAAAAGAAAGUGAUCUCCGUCCCGACCUUGACCAUGAUGAAAGCAGUGUCUGCAAAGCCACCCCUGAGUGCGGCUCUUGGAAUGAUGGUCUUCAAGCCAUCGCUGUUCAUGGCCAUCUUGAAAGCCAAAAGAAAUGGCCAAGGACAACCGACUUAUGAAAAUGCAAGAGACUCCGUUACAGCGAUGUAUCGUGCUGGGGUGCCGAUACUAGCAGGCACGGAUUGCCAUGAGGCGCCGGAUUCUUUCUUCGAAGUCAAGCACGGAGAGUCUUUGCAUCAGGAACUGGAACUUCUGGUGGAGGCUGGUGUCUCCGUGGUGGAUGCUUUACGAGCAGCGACGAUCCUUCCAGCAGAACAUUUCCGGUUGAAUGAUCGGGGUGCUAUUGCUGAAGGAAAACGAGCUGACCUCGUUCUCCUUCGCGAAGACCCUACCAAGGAUAUACGCGCCACUCGCAGCAUUGAUCGAGUGUGGUGCGGUGGGAUUGAGUAUCAGAGUGUUACAUAG
Penicillium daleae is the source of this 1170-nucleotide messenger RNA. Its product is annotated as amidohydrolase family protein. Gene Ontology annotation, molecular function: hydrolase activity, acting on carbon-nitrogen (but not peptide) bonds. The record is from RefSeq and is a predicted model, not a curated record. The transcript has a single exon. Bases 1 to 1170 code for a protein of 389 amino acids. NCBI's taxonomy places the organism in Eukaryota, Fungi, Ascomycota, Eurotiomycetes, Eurotiales, Aspergillaceae.